This is a messenger RNA of Micromonas commoda, 6330 nucleotides long. RefSeq lists its product with no specific name. NCBI's taxonomy places the organism in Eukaryota, Viridiplantae, Chlorophyta, Mamiellophyceae, Mamiellales, Mamiellaceae. The coding region runs from base 1 to 6330 and encodes 2109 amino acids. The transcript has a single exon. The record is from RefSeq and is a predicted model, not a curated record. Gene Ontology annotation, cellular component: P-body; CCR4-NOT core complex. Gene Ontology annotation, biological process: nuclear-transcribed mRNA catabolic process, deadenylation-dependent decay. Gene Ontology annotation, molecular function: molecular adaptor activity.
AUGGGGGAUACCGGCGGCGAUAUUGUGAGCCGUCUGGCGUCCAGCUCGGGCCCCUCGAUGGUGAUCGAGGAGCUCGGCUACGGGUGCACCGCGAGCAAGGAGUACAUGAAGGAGGUGGUGGGGCUCAUGCCCGCGAUGGACGAGCGGGAACUCGCGCGGCUCGUCGGGGUGCUCGCGCGGACGCACAGCUCGCUGGACGUCGCCAAGUGCGGCCAGACCCUGGCGUCCCUGGCCGCCGCCGUGGGCAUCGCGGCACCAUCCGCCGCUUCGUCGGCCGCGACUUCGUGGAACUACGAAAACGCCGUGGACGCGUUGAGGGAGGCGUCGCCGAACCUCAACUGGUCCAACGCGAUGGCCGCGCUGGACCACGAGGGUUUCAGCGUCCCCGACGGCAUCGCGUUCGAAGCCAUCGCGCGAAUGUUCUCCAGGGCGGUGAAGGACAAGGAACCCUUUCCCGUGAGCGCCGUGGUUGGGGGAUCGGCGUGGAGAAACGCGCCCCUCGGGCAGCUCGAGUUUCUGUACCACGCGAUCGUGGCGGCGCCGGAGAUGUUCCCCUGGGCGUUCUCCAGGCGUAAGAUCGCGCCGGUGGAGGGUUUGGCGCCGGGCUCGUCCCCGACGGGCACGCCGAACCAGUGCUGGCUCAGCGUCGAUCUGUACCUCACGCUCGCCGCGCUCGCGCAGUUGGGCGCGGGCCAGUUCAGCGCUAAGGUUCGUAACGUGUUCGAGAUGCCCGCGCGGGGUUGCCCCGAGAUCAUCGCCGUCGGUGCCGCCGCCGCGAUGGCGGAGGACCCGACGUGCGCGCCCUUCCUCGCGGAUGUUUGCGCCGCGGUGCUUCCCCCGUACCUCGUGUCGCCCGGGCACCCGUCGGCUCCCGUCGUGUUGCACCGGGUGUGGGCGUCGGGUCAACACGGGCAGGAGUGCGUGGCGAGGGCGAUGGCGGAGACGCACGCCAGGGAGGGCGCCGCGCACGUCCCGCGCAUGCUGGACGUGUGCCAGGAUCUCAAGGCGCUGUCCGCGGUUUUGGACAGAGCGCCCCACGCCUUCGCCGUCGAGCUCGCGGCGCUGGCGGCGAGGCGGGAGUACCUCAACCUGGAGAAGUGGCUGCAGGAGAGGUGCGCGGCGUCUGGGGCGCAGUUCGUCGGCACCUGCGUCCGAUUCCUCCGCAUGAGGGCGACGGGCGCCGAUGAGUCACCGGGCGCGCCGAAACUCGCGGUGGAGACGGCGGCUGUCUUCUUUAAGGUUUUGCAAGCCGGAGCCGGCGGGUUGCCGCCGGAGCUCCAGACGGAGCUCCGCGCGGCGAUGUCCGAGGCGGUGGCGGCGAAUCCGACGCUCGCGGGGGCUGUCGCGGCGGUGGGCGCGGGCGGGGGGGCGAAUCCCGCCAAUCCCGGGGGCGAGGCGGGCGGCGGGGGCGGGUUUCCGGCUGACGUCGAGGCGGAGGCCAACUCGUACUUCCAGCGCCUGUACAGCGGUCAGCACACCGUAGAGCAGACAGUGGACAUGUUGACCCGGUUCAGGGGGUCGCAGAUCGCGAGGGAGCGGGACAUAUUCGGGUGCAUGGUCCACAACCUCUUUGACGAGUACCGAUUCUUUCCCAAGUACCCCGAGAAGGAGCUGCGAAUCACCGCGGUGCUGUUCGGUCGGCUGAUCAACCACCAGCUCGUGGUGAGCAUGACCCUGGGCGUUGCGCUGCGAUGCGUCCUGGACGCGCUGCGCAAGCCCAUCGGCAACAAGAUGUUCGCGUUCGGCAGCGAGGCGCUCGAGCAGUUCAAGCAGCGCCUCCCCGAGUGGCCGCAGUUUUGCCAACACCUAGCGCAGGUGCCGCAGGUGCCGCAGGCGCAUCCGGACCUCGCGCAGCUCCUCGGCGCCGCCGCGGAGCAGCGCGGGCUCUCCCAGCUCGGCCAGAACGAGCCGUCCAUGGCGGGCUCCUCCGGCGACCUCGCGGGUGGUCUCGCGGGGCUCAACCUCGGCGGCGAGAAUUCUGCCGGGGUGCCGCCGCCCGCGCCCAGGCCCCCGGUUCCCCCCGGCGCGCCCCCCGCGGAUGAGCAAGCGGGCUCGGGCGGCGGGGUGGGACGAACCAACUCGAUGCCCGCGGUGGCGAGCAAACCCGGGGGCGCGGGUCUCCUCGCGUCGCAGCCGUCGGCGCCCGCGGGUUUGCUCGGGCGGAGCGCCAGCAACCUCGGCCCGAGCGCGCCGUCCGUGGCUGGCUCCGGCUCGGGUUUCGCCACCUCGCUCAACCUCGAGACGCUCGAGCGCGCGGGGAGCAACCAGAACAUCAGCGUCCCCGACGCCGAGACGGUGGACAAGGUUCACUUUGUCGUCAACAACCUCUCGACGCAGAACAUGGACGACAAGGCUGCCGAGGUCAAGGCGCGGAUCAGCCGCGAGCAGUGGCCGUGGUUCGCCGUGUACCUCGUGGUGAAACGCGCGUCCAUCGAGCCCAACUUUCACGUCCUGUACCUCGGCCUCCUCGACGCGCUGAACGAACCCGACCUGAUCAGGCUGGUGCUCGACGCCACCUACAGCAACAUCAAGGCGCUACUCAGCUCCAACAAGAUCAAGACAAACAGCGGCGAGCGAUCGCUCCUCAAGAACCUCGGGUCCUGGCUCGGACAGCUGACGCACGCGCGCAACCAACCGGUGCUCAUGAACGACCUCGACCUCAAGGGUCUGAUCCUCGAGUCGUACCAGACGGGUCACAUGAUUGCCGUCAUUCCGUUCAUCGCUAAGGUUCUCGAGCCCGCGAAGGACUCGAUCAUCUUCAGGCCCCCCAACCCAUGGACGACGGCCGUGCUCGCGCUCCUCAAGGAGAUCUACAGCGAGCGGGACCUCAAGCUCAACCUAAAGUUCGAGAUGGAGCGACUGUUCAAGCACCUCGAGAUGGACAUCAAGACGGUCAAGCCCUCGCAGCUCCUCUACCAGAUUCAGCGCGAGCGCGUGGGCAACCCCGACUUUGUCGCCGACAAGAACGCGCCGGCUGCGCCCCCGACGUCCAUGCCGGGCGUCAUGGGCGGCGCCGGCGGGGUCCCCUACGAGCCCGGCAUGGGCGGCGGCGGCAUGACACCCGGUGGCGGCGGCGCCUUCGGCGGGGGCAUGGGCGGGAUGGGCCAGGGCGAUGGCGGGCAGAUGGGCGCGGACAUGUCCGGCGGCGUCACCGCCGCCAUGCAGCAGCACGUCAAGAUCGCUCCCGCGCCGAACCUCCCGGAGAACGUCCGUCUGGCGCUCGCGAGGCUUCUUCCGGUCGCGCUCACCAGCGCCGUUCGCGAGAUUGUCUCCCCGGUUGUCGAGCGCUCGGUGACGAUUGCGUGCAUGACGUCGCGCGAACUCGUGUUGAAGGAUUUCGCCGUCGAGCCCGACGCGGCGCGACUCCGCAAGGCUGCGCAUCUCAUGGUGUCCUCCCUCGCGGGCUCGUUGGCUCUCGUCACCUGCCGCGAGCCCCUCAAGGCGUCCGUCACCUCGCAGCUUCGAACGCUGCUGCAGCAGGCUGGCGCGUUGCCCCCGGCAGAUCCUGCGGCGCUCGACCAGGCGCUUCAGCAGGCGGUGGUGGACAACCUCGAGCUCGGCUGCUCCCUCAUCGAGCAGGCGGCCACCGAGCGCGCCGUCCGCGACAUCGACGAGGCCCUCGCCCCCGCCGUCCUGGCCAGGCAGAAGCAUCGCGAGAAGCACGGCCCCGCGGGUCAACCGUUUUUCGACCCGGCGUACCUGCAGGGCCGAUUCCCCGGCGCCCUGCCCGAGUCGCUCCGCCCCAGGCCCGGACACCUCGCCCCGGCGCCCCAGCGCAUCUACGAGGACUUCGCGUCCCUGCCGCGCGCGCCCCCGCCGCCCCCGGGCGCGCCGCCCUCGUUCGCGUCGCAGAGGGGAGGCGUCUCCCAGUACGGCGCGCCGCCGCCGCCGCCGCCCCCGGGCGCGUAUCCGGGGCAGCCGCCGCCGCCGCCGGGAACCCCCGGCGGAGCACCCCCGCCGCCGCCCCCCGGCGGUCCCCCCGACGGCGUGGACAUGUCCGGCGGCGUCGCGGCGCUCGCCGCGGCCAUCGGCGUCGGGGCCGACGGAUCUUCCGCGGGCGGUGGGGCGCCCGGCGCUCUCGAACGCCUCCGCGUUUCUCUGCAACGACUGGACGCCGCGUGCGCCACGGACCCGGCGGCGCGGUUCUCGCUCCUGCCGGAGACGCACGAGGCGCGCGGCGCGGUCGCGGACGUCGCCGCCGCGGCGCAGGGCGACGACGCCAGGGUCGCCGUCGCGCAGAAGAUUUUCCAGAAGAUUUACGAACGCUCCGGAAAGUCCCGCCUGCACCGCACCGCGCACGUCGCCGCGCUCGCCGCGCUGACGGACGGGUCCCGCGUCGUCCAGCGCGAGGUCACCGGCUGGCUCGUGUACGCCGACGAGGAGCGCAAGUGCGACAAGGAGAUCACCGAGGCGCUGGUCCGCGCGGGCGUGGUGAGCGGGCGGUUUCUCGCCGAUUUCGACCAACACCUCGCCGAGCUCAUCGCGGGGGGCGCGUCGCGGCUCGCGACGGAGCUCGGCGCCCACCUCGUGCGGCACUGCGUGCUGGUGGAACCGUGCGUCGAGCCGACGGAGCUCGGCGGCGUCCUCGACGCCCUGGCGAAGGCUGCGACGCGGGCGACGGCGCCCGAGGGGCUCGCCGUACUCGUCGAGCGCGCGAGAGCCGCGGGCGACGCCGCGUCGAGCAAAAAGCCCCCGGGAACGAGCGGCGGGCUCUUCGACCCGCAGAAGCCGGACCCGCCCGGGCUCCGCGAGACGGUGGCGCAGACCUUCGACGACUGGGCUCGCGUCCAGGACCUUCCCGCGGGGGACACCACCACUUCCGUUUUUGUCGAGAACCUCGCCAAGGGCAGGCUGCUCCACGGGGACGACGCGCAGGAACGCACGGCUCGCAUCCUCGCCGAGCUCGCCAUGACGCACUGCCUCGGCAGCGAACUCCCGCCGGCGUCCGGCGGGAUGAGCGUCACGGCCGGCCCGCCCGGUUCGCCGUCGCGGCUCUCCUACGUCGCCGUCGACGCCUUCGUUCGGCUCGUCGCGGCGCUCUGCCGCAGACGGGAAGAUCCGAUCAACGCCAGGCUGGCGCUCCUCGGCAAAUCGCUCACCGCGGUGGUCCGCCUCGCGCUCAAGGACGUGGACGAGCGCGGCGCGGCGUUCAACCCGAGGCCGUACCACCGCGCGCUGACGGGCCUGAUGAUGGAGAUGCACGCCCCGGACGCGUCGCUGGACUCCAGCCACCCGCAGGUGCUCGCCGCUUUCGCCACUGCGCUGCUCGCGCUGCAGCCGCUUCGCAUCCCCGGGUUUGCGUUUUCGUGGCUCGAGCUGGUGUCGCACCGGUGCUUCCUGCCCAGGCUGCUGGUGGACCACAACCGCCGCGGGUGGCCGCUGCUGCAAAAGCUUCUCACCGCGGUGCUCAAGUUUCUCGAGCCGUCACUGCGCGGCGCCGAGCUCACCGAGACUGUCCGGCUGCUGUACCGCGGGACGCUGAGGCUGCUGCUGGUGCUCCUGCACGACUUCCCCGAGUUUCUGUGCGAUCACCACUUCAACCUCUGCGACGUCAUCCCGCCGAACUGCAUCCAGAUGCGAAACCUGGUGCUCAGCGCGUUCCCGCGGAACAUGCGACUCCCCGAUCCGUUCACCCCAAACCUCAAGGUGGACUUGCUCCCGGAGAUCACGCAGUCGCCGAGGGUCAUCACCGGCGAAGCCGACGCGGCGUUUCGCGCCUCGCAGCUCAGGGCGGAUCUGGACGCCUACCUCAAGACCCGCUCGUCCCCCAACUUUGUCGCCACGCUGCGCGCCAGGCUCACCCUGGACGCCAGGGCGGCCGAGCGCGCGGGGACGGCGUACAACGUGCCGCUGCUCAACGCAGUCGUGCUCUACGUGGGCGUGCAGGCCAUCGCGGCUAACCGAAAGGACGCGUCGAGCCCCAUCACGCACAGCGCGCCGAUGGAGGUUUUCCAGCGUCUUGCCGCGGAGCUCGACACCGAGGGCAGGUACCUGUUCCUGAACGCCGUGGCGAACCAGCUGAGGUACCCCAACUGCCACACGCACUAUUUCUCGUGCGUGCUGCUGUACCUCUUCGCCGAGGCUGGAAGCGAGGUUGUCCAGGAGCAGAUCACACGCGUGCUGCUGGAGCGGCUCAUUGUCAACAGGCCGCACCCGUGGGGCCUGCUCAUCACGUUCAUCGAGCUCAUCAAGAACCCGAGGUACAACUUCUGGGGGCACUCCUUCACGAGGUGCGCCCCGGACAUCGAACGACUCUUCGAGUCCGUGGCCAGAUCGUGCAUCGCGCCGCCUCCCAAGGCUGAGGGCCAGGAGGGGCCGAUCGCGGCAUGA